Messenger RNA from Hyalella azteca, 2335 nucleotides. RefSeq lists its product as uncharacterized. NCBI's taxonomy places the organism in Eukaryota, Metazoa, Arthropoda, Malacostraca, Amphipoda, Hyalellidae. Gene Ontology annotation, biological process: sodium ion transmembrane transport. The transcript is spliced from 19 exons. Gene Ontology annotation, cellular component: membrane. Gene Ontology annotation, molecular function: ligand-gated sodium channel activity. The record is from RefSeq and is a predicted model, not a curated record. The coding region runs from base 1 to 2223 and encodes 740 amino acids.
AUGGCUGAGUGGAAACUGAGCUGCAGGUCCAGACUCCAGGAUGAAGAUUCGUGGGAACAACCGCCGUCGGACUUCGACAUGCCGGUAGAACCAGAGAACCGCUGGACGAGGGUGAAGACCCGCACCAAAGAGUUCCUGGAAACCGUCACUAUGAAUGGCAUCAUGCAGAUCUGCGGCGCCCGUCUUUGGUUGCGUCGGCUCGCGUGGUUGUCGUACCUCAUUCUGUGCACGGUGUACAGCCUCAUGCAGUGCUACAACGUCUACAAUGAGUACAUGAAGUACCCUAAAGCUGUGGCUGUUCAGCUUCAAACGGAGCGCCCAGCGAAGUUUCCAGCGGUGACUUUAUGCAGCCUGAACCCCAUCAACAACGAAGAGGCGCUACGCAACGACUCCGUCUACGGCGCCUUCAUCGACGUCCAGGAACAGAACUCUGUGGCUGAAUGUGCCGGCCUUAAAAAUGUCAGCGAUGAUCCACUGGCAGAUGACAUAUGCGAAGAAAAUUGCGACUUUGAGCUACAAACUUACGAUUACUACGACUUGAGCAACGAUACAAACAAUGACAGCUCCACCACCGCGUUUUCUACUGGUACAUCGCAAGCAUCAUCCACAUCAACGACUCUCCUCUCGCAAACUCCGAAUUCAACGGCUGAACCCGCAGACGAGUCUGCGCUCAUGCACAUAGACGAUGCAUUGCUGCGACUGCAGUGCAACUUCAUCUACCAGUAUCAAAUGAUGCAAGAGCCCCUGAACAUCUCCAUAUUUGCCACUGAUAAUGGUACUAAAAGCUACGUCACCAGCGAACUGGUCAGAGUUGUUGGGGAUCUGAAGUUUUGUCCGCAAAUUGAGCUGUGGAAUGCACAGGCUGUCACCAUUCGUUACAACCGAGCUUGUAAAAAGGAAGUUUAUGAGGACUUUCUAGGAAACUACACUGGCAUCAAUAUAGUUUACGAAGAGACCUACAUCAGCCCAACUGAGAUGAAGGUUUCUUGUGCUUCAGGAACAUACACCCCUCUGGAAAUAUGGCUGGAAUUGGAAAAGGAUGAGAUGUCCGAGAAGCGAGUCCAAUCACUCAUAAGCCGCAGCCGCACGUUCGACUUGUCGGACCUCAGGGGGCGCUUUGCCCCCGACCGCGACGUGGCCGAGAAGACGGCGAGGAAACGAGAAGACUUCGUCCAAGUUUGCAGCAUCGACAACGUCCAUUGCAAUUACAAACUAUUUCACCCGUACACGACGAAAGAUAUGGGAGUUUGCUACACGUUCAACAGCCCCCACCUCGUCAAAGAAUCCAGCCCCAGCGUCAGCAUCGAAGACCGCAGGAAGAACUUCAAGCCAAGAGCUUCGUAUAAAACAGGACCGCAGAGCGGCCUGAGCCUGACGCUGAAUCUGCACGCGGCGAGCUACCUGUCGUUGCUGUCGCCCUGGUCGGGGCUGCGCGUGGUGCUGCAUGAGCCUUGGCAGGCGCCCUUCCCGGCCGAUGAAGGCUUCAACCUCGCCGCGGGACUGUCCCACUCCAUCGCUGUAACCAAGACUGUGAUGCAGCGCAUAGGACCUCCACACGGACAAUGUUCCGACACCAAUACCCUGAUGUUCGACUACUCCGAAGCGCUGUGCAAUAAGCUGUGCAUUGAACGCGAGUUCCGGCGUCGGUGCAACUGCACCGUCAACGAAGGCCCCGCCUUCGACUCCCUCGCCAAAGAGGAAGAGUUCAAGGCCAAGAAAUUCGAAAAGUGUGACGCCUUCGACCGCUUUCAGGGUUUGUGUAUGCAAGUUGUGACCUUCAUGGCAACCACCGAGAUAUUCAACUGCAUCUGCUACCCCGCUUGCAAGGAGGUGCGUUACUCAGCUCUCAUAUCGUCCACAAAUGUCAACCAUGAGUUCCUCAAAAUCGUCCAGAACAUCAAAAAGUUCCCAAUGGGCGAGGACUUGUGUGGGGAUUUAAAUUCGACGGUUCGCCUUCAGAUCUACCUUGCCUCUUCUUCCUACGAAGAAAUUGACGAGUCUCCCGCGUAUACUUGGACAACUUUGAUCUCAAAUUUGGGCGGCAACUUGGGCUUCAUAGGCGUGUCGCUGAUCACCUUCUUCGACGUGGUCUACUACUUAUUCGACGUGUUCCUGAUCCUGGUGUGGCCGCGCUGCUACGACGUCUCGGAGGGCGUCACCAAGUCCGUCGCUCCCGUCAAGAAAAUUCCGAAGAAAAUCAUCAUCUUGGCCGGUCCUCCGUAGCAGCUGCCACACGGAGAACUUGUCAAGAAGCGCCCAUUAAGGUCAAGUGCCCGAUGGUCUGAACGCUCCAACCAAGUCUUCAUGAGCCACUGAAAAUGAGUCAAGUUUCCAA